UCCAAAAAUGAUAUGCCCACCCUGGUAGAAGUAGGAAAUACUUUAUCCAAUAUAAAAAUGUUGACUUGUGGAGUACCCCAAGGGAGUAUCCUGGGACCACUUUUGUUUCUAAUCUAUAUAAACGACCUCCCUCGAGGAGUGACGGCUUUCAAAAUCUGGCAUUUUCGUUUUAUCUAGCAAAGAACGCAAUACCCUCAAAGCUGCGCUGCGUUCUUUACAAUACACUAAUUAAAAGCAAACUAGAGUACGGACUUGAAUACUUUGGGGGAAGCUAUGGUGUACAGGUUUUGGCCUUUCUCCAAAAGAAGGCAGUCACAUGGAUUGAAGGGACAAGAGCCAAAUCCCACACCAGCCCAAUCUUCAAGAAAUGGAAUAUAUUAAAGAUUGACGAUUUGGUACAAAUGAAACGGGUAGCAUUUAUGUUCAAUGGGGGAUCCCCACGAGGUUUCGUGAAUACAAAUUUGGAUUGCGACUGGGUAAAAUAUUCUAAACAAGAAAUCUUCACUUGAUUCAAAAUAAGCUUCAUGCAACAGAUUAUUAGCCUUUCCAGGUUUUAAGAAGACUUUUAGUGAGCUAACAUGUAUUCCAGACUAUCUCUGCAAGAGCUGCGAAAAAUAUUAAAGUCUAGAAACCUACGAUCACAAGGUCGGAAGGGGGAUUUAGUGGCCCGGCUUGAGGCUACCGAUUCUAUGACCGCGCAUGGGGUUGACCCUGAUCCAGUGAUACCACCCUCUGUCGAAAUGCCCGAAUUGCCAUCGGCAGUAUCGUUUGUUUCACUUCAUCUUGGCAAUGUUAUGAAUCUGCCCAAAAUUAGCAAGGCAACUAUUCAUGCAUAUGCCUUGUAUCGUCAAGUGAAUGAUAGAGAAGCCGCAGGAGACAACGCCGCCAUGAUUCGAGGGUCAAAGAUGGUUGAAAAUAAUGUUCUGGCCCUAAGCUUUGCCAUGGAAAGGCAAUUGUUUUUUUUGACUGGGAUUGUUGCGGCUGAAAUGAAGCAAACCACAUACAAUGUGAUGAUCGUCCUCAGCGAAACAGGACACAUGCGAAACUCAUGUUGCGAGUGCCCAGCUGGCCAAGGACCAAACUCAACAUGCAAGCACGUGGUAGCUGCAAUAUUGGUUGUACCCACGUACAUUGAAACGGGUCAACUCAAAAUCAAAGAGUCCUGCACAGAAAGUCUGCAAACAUUCCACAAGCCACUGAAUGCAUCUCGCGGAAAUCUAGUCAGAGUAGAGGAUAUGGGGAAAAGAUUGACCGAAUAUGAUGUUGACCCAAGAAAGGAGUGUUUCAAGAGGGACCCAUUUAAUCUUCCUCGAAUUCAAAUGGCCACUGUGGCGUUUUGUAAUAUCUCUGGUAAAGACAUUGCUCUUCGGCACACCUUUGGGAAGGCAUUUACCAUCCAGGUUGCUGCCAGCCAUGACCAUCUUUAUCUAUCGAGGCCCAUGACUGAAUACUAGGUUGAUUCCGCUAAUUUUGUUGAUAGUGUGACGUCAGCCCAAAUACAAACAUUAACAAAAGCACAAACCGAUUCAAAGUUAUGGUUUGAUGAGCGGCAAUGGAGAUUAACAGCAUCCAAGUUCGGAGAAGUAUGAGUUAUGAAAUACAUUUAUUCAGUAGUAUUUACUCUUUAAAUUUCUUUCAGAUUAUCAAAGCCACAGACAGAAAGAACAGGAAUGGAUUAUGUUCUAGCAUGUACUCUCCAAAGACAUUGUCAACUCCUGCCAUUUUCCAUGGACGGCAAAAUGAGCCAAUUGCAAUUCAAGCAUGCCAGGAGAAGAUGGGUUUUAUUGUUUCACAAGCGGGUCUUUUUGUGAAUGAGAAGUUCCCUUUCCUGGGCGCCAGUCCAGAUAGACUAAUCGGCGACAAGGGGCUUGUUGAGGUUAAAAGUCCAUUUCUGGGCAGAUUUGACCCAAUAAUGGCAGGAAAAAGAUUCCCUUACUUGAAGCAAGAAGAAGACAGCUUUUACUUGGAUCGAAAUCACUCGUACUAUUUCCAAUGUAUGGGACAGAUGGCAGUGGCAGAGAAAGAGUAUUGCUAUUUUAUUAUCCAUACGGAAAAGGAUUUGUUUGUCGAAAAAAUUGAUUUUGAUAAUGACUUUUUUGAACAGAAAAUGCUACCAAAGCUUGAAAAUUUCUACGAAAUGUACUACAGGCCUUUCGUUGCUUCAAAAUUGUAAUCUAUAAAAAGAUAGUCAACAAAAUAUCCGGAAUCAAUCAAAAGUAUAUGACAGGGCUAAUGCCAUGUUUAGGAGAUGGUGUCCUGGUCAAAGUAUUAUCGUUUAGUCAUGUUGAUUGUAUGACUAUAUAAACCCAGAUUAUACAAAGUUCAUGUUUUAUUUCAUAGUCUCGGAACAAUGCAGGGCAUGUAAUUUGUUAAUGCAAAACAAACAUAAAUGAUACGACCAGAAAUGGAUAAAUAUUUCGAGGUCAAGGGUGCAACUAAUAUCUUGAAGCAUUUGGCAAGUCCUAUGACACGUU
This is a messenger RNA of Tigriopus californicus, 2474 nucleotides long. RefSeq lists its product as uncharacterized. Gene Ontology annotation, molecular function: zinc ion binding. The record is from RefSeq and is a predicted model, not a curated record. Lineage: Eukaryota; Metazoa; Arthropoda; Copepoda; Harpacticoida; Harpacticidae. The transcript has 2 exons. Bases 579 to 1454 code for a protein of 291 amino acids.